AUGAAGCUCUUAGCACUCUUGUUCGUCGUAGCUUCCGCCUGCAUCGUGUUGGCUGCACCCAUUAAUAUCGCAAUGGACAGCGAUUUAGCGGUAGAGAAGAACGCAUCGGAGGAAGCUCGUGAGGUAUGGGCUCUACGAUCGUCGUCGUUUGUGUACGGUACUUCAUCCACCCACCCCAGUCCGGUUGGGAGGUCGCAGACUGGAAACGGGAUGCUGAGUCCGAAGCUGAACGCAAUUAGUGUUCCAACAGAUGUGCAGGAAAUGUCAAAACAGGUGUAG
Messenger RNA from Suillus paluster, 279 nucleotides. RefSeq lists its product as uncharacterized. The transcript is spliced from 2 exons. The record is from RefSeq and is a predicted model, not a curated record. Bases 1 to 279 code for a protein of 92 amino acids. NCBI's taxonomy places the organism in Eukaryota, Fungi, Basidiomycota, Agaricomycetes, Boletales, Suillaceae.